AUGGCGACUCAAAAAUACCUCAGCGAACAGGUAGAACAAGGAUAUAUUGAGAUCAGGCUUGAAAACAAGGAAUUCGAACGAGCCAUCAAGUCACAAUCAUCUGGAGAGUCUUUUGAACACCGCAGGCGCGAGGAAGAUAGACAUUGUACAGCAGACUCUGAAUCGCAUACCGUCGACUGGCAUCAUGUUAUGUGA
This is a messenger RNA of Botrytis fragariae, 195 nucleotides long. RefSeq lists its product as uncharacterized. The transcript has a single exon. The coding region runs from base 1 to 195 and encodes 64 amino acids. The record is from RefSeq and is a predicted model, not a curated record. Lineage: Eukaryota; Fungi; Ascomycota; Leotiomycetes; Helotiales; Sclerotiniaceae.